Coniosporium apollinis CBS 100218 is the source of this 2436-nucleotide messenger RNA. RefSeq lists its product as uncharacterized. The record is from RefSeq and is a predicted model, not a curated record. Gene Ontology annotation, biological process: regulation of DNA-templated transcription. Lineage: Eukaryota; Fungi; Ascomycota; Dothideomycetes. Gene Ontology annotation, molecular function: zinc ion binding; DNA-binding transcription factor activity, RNA polymerase II-specific. The coding region runs from base 1 to 2436 and encodes 811 amino acids. The transcript is spliced from 2 exons.
AUGGACAACCUCGACUUCUCCCACGAUGCCUUCCUGACCUUCGACGCCCUCGACCCCAACCAGCAGCGCUUGUCGUUUCUGUCCGCCUCGACCUGGCCGCUCAUCCUUGAGCAAACAAUGUCUCACAAUGGCCACGCCAGCACCAGUUCAAGAAGAGCAAUGACUAUGAACGAUUCAAAGCCGCUACCGACAACGGCAGCACCGCCCGCGACGAGCACCGCUCCGUUACAUACGAGCACUCUCAGCUUCCAUCAAUCAAUCGACCCCUCAGCCGCCUUGUUGAGCACCACCGACUGGCAGUUUCAGUAUCAACAGCCCAACCAGCAGUCCUAUCUCCAAGAUGCCGCCCUCAACCCAGCGUCUUAUGGCGGAGCAUACGCCCAGCCCCUCCAGCCUUCUCCGAUGAACUUCAUGUCUACCACGCAAGUCCCGAUACACCCAGCGACUAUGUCCAUGGACGCCGCGACGUCGUUUGCAAUGACCUACUCGGGCCCGAUGGAGUCGCUCAACACCAUGGCACCGUUUCAGAUGAACGACUUUCAGGCCGAGCUCAUGAACUCGUACGUCGACGAAGGCUUCUCGUCCACCGACCUCGUCCCGGCUACCAGCUUUGCCGGCAGCUCCCCCGGUGAAAGCUGGCUUGACAUCCGCUCGCUAGGAAGCAGUGAUGCUGGCUGGAAUACCGUCGACUUCCCGCAAUCCCGCCGGUCCUUCGAGUCGUUCGAGGAACCGACCGUCUCAAACCCGUACCUGACCCUCCACGUACGCACCGACUCGAACUCCUCGAAUGCGCAGUCAGACGUGGCGCCAGUAUCGGCGCACUCCUGCGGCAGCUGGGAGGAGAUCAGCCAGUUCGCCUUGUACUCUCCCCAGUCCGAGCAGAACCUUGACUUCUCUUAUCCGCCCGUUGCUCACGGUCUGCCCCACAGCCAUAACCACAGCCAUAAUCACAGCCUCAGUCAUUCUCCCAUCCAAGCCACCGUCAGCCCGUCAGCCGCCGUAGAAGCUCUUACUAUCAAACCGACUGUCUAUUCCACGUCACCCUCAUCAUCGUCUAGCCUCAGCUCGCCGCCUUCCAGGAGACGGAAGAGCCCUGUCGGCGCCAAGGUCACCAAGACCAUUGCGAAGAAGACCACCGUUGCACACUCAACGAAGAAGGACAACGUGACCGAGAAACGCGUCGGCCGGAGACGCGGCCCGCUGCGGCCAGACCAAAGACAGCAGGCUCACGAGAUCCGCAAGCUCCGAGCCUGUCUGCGUUGCAAGUUCUUGAAGAAGACGUGCGACAAGGGCGACCCGUGCGCCGGCUGCCAGCCCUCGCACGCCCGGCUCUGGCAGGUCCCCUGCACGCGCGUGGACAUCAAGGACAUUGCCUAUUUCAUGAAGGACUGGAAGGCCGACUUCGAGCGCCACAUCAGCCUCGGCUUCUCCGUCGGCAACAUCAAGGGCUUCUCUACGCAGGAGCGGCCGCUCUGGAUCACGCACGGCUACGGAUACUACCUCCCCAUCUCUGCGCGCGAGGUCUUUGUCCGAGACGACAAGUGCUUCGGCAUGGACUGGGUCGAGGCCGUGGACGCGGAUCAGAAGGCGCACAAGGAGUUCGAAGUCACGACUGCCAAGCUUUCGGCCGGCAUGGAGGGCGUCUCGCACGCUGUGCUUUCCGAAUACCUUGACCGCCAUAUCGAUGGCGGCUUCGAGCGGUUUGUUGACGAGUACUUUGAGGGAACCCUCUUCCUGACCGAGAUUCUGAAGACGGCGUACCGGUACUACCUACGCGAAAAGCUGCCCGUAAUCCGCAAAGCGCUGAAACUCGUGGUCGCGUACAAUCUGACGCUGCACGUGACGCUGGUGGACGGGCUGUCAGAGGAGGAAGCUAAAAUCGGCAAGAUCGAGAACGACGAUAGCCGCUUCAACGGCAAGACCGUCGCGCCCGUCAUGAUCAACUUCCAGAUCAAGUGCGCGCUCGCCGACAUGUGGCGCGAGCUGCAGAAGGACAUCCUGGAGGAGCUCUCCGCGCUCUACUCCUCCGUCUACUCCGGCGAGAAGCUGAAGAACUGGCCCACCAUCUUCAUGCUCGCGGCGAUAUUGCUGGCCGUCUGGGAGGAGAUGCAGUUCGAUUGCCACUACCGCGUCCCGGACCCGGCGGCCGUGCACAAGUUCUGCUCGGAUAUGGAGACCACCCCCGUGGGCGUUAUCGUGGGAUUGUUUUCGGCGAUCUCGCAGAAGCUGCCGAGUUUUAGUGAGUGGGAUAGCAGGAAGCAUCAUCAUUUGCUGGGCUCGAAUCAGGCGGUUUGUGAUGCGAUGACCGAGGUGCGCUCGCACGUGACGAAAUACGAAACCUACCUCAAGAGCCGCGCAGAGGCGAAAUUCGACCGCAACGACUUCGACAGCCUGUCGAAUAAGUUCUUGUCGAAACUAGUCAUCCGCGCUAACUAG